AUGUCCGAAGAGGGGUCCUGGUGGCGGCGCCUUGGCUCCGCUUUCCAGCCCCGCUCUGAACACAACGCGCCCUCUCAGUCGACGUCUAAUGUUGGUAAUGUUGGACGCGCACAGAACACUGGUGUCGGUUUCGCCGCACUCUCAGUUCGAUCUACUGCGUCCCAUCGACAUCGCCGCUCCGCUCUCGAGAACGUUAGGAGUACCUCUAGCUCACAGCUCGCCGCUCCUUCCUCCGAUCUAGCCCCUCCCCUGUCUAUUCUUCCCCCACGCUCACCAUCCACGCCCCCUUCCACUCAACGAAAACAACAACUUCACCGCCAACUACCGAAAUCAUGUCCUUCCUCGCCGCCCAGAAGCACACUCACGCCCCAGCCCCAGCAAAGGAGUGCCUCGGGGCCUUCAUGCACACCGACUGCUCAAGUUCAACCUGGAGGUGCUGCAUCGCCGCCCCCUGCAUCCAGCCCACAACCACCCUCCCAGCCUCAGGUGCAGAUCUCCUCACCGCAACCUAGGCACCCGUCUCCUCAACCUCCAUCGCAAUCACUGCAGUCUGAACGAGAGCAAACUUCUCCUUCCCCGAGGUCCACUCCAGUCAGGCAUCGCCACCCGUCCACCAUCGCCGAGGAAGGUACCCCUACUCCUUCCCCUCCGAGCGACCGAGGGAAGAUACCGGUCUCUUCGCCUCCAACCGCGGCUACAACGUCAGCCCAGAGCUUGCAGCCUGGCCACCUGCCCUCUAGCCCAGGAACCCCUGCCACCUCUGGCCACUCCAGAGCAAGUCCAGGUUCGCCUUUCUCGACAACCCGCUCCAAGCGCUCGUUGUCUUUGCCGCGCCCCGUCUCGGUGAUUCUGUCUUCCCCGGCGUCCAUAAGUCGGGCGUCGCAGCGUCAGCAGUCACCCUCGCCAACAAAUACACCUCCUAGGGUCUCUAAGGACGACUACUACCACCAGAGGACGCAUGGCAGCCAUUACAUCAUGCACCCCUCUCAUCGACGGAGGGCGAGCUCUACUGGGUCGCUUGCUGAGGCCGCGAACUUGCUUGCCACCAGGAACCAGUAUUCGGCGACGCUUACGUCGCUUGUCUCGAUGGGGUACUCGAAACAACGUGCCGAAGAAGCCUUGUGGAAGCAUCCGACUAAGGCAGCCGCUUAUCUGGAACAUCAGGACCACGCCGGACAAGACAUCUUAAUUGGCGACUGCGAGUGGUGCAUCCCUUGGUUAGGCCUGGCACACAUGAUCGAAGUCGGAACGCCUCCCAAACCCAAGCUGAAGCCGCAACCAAAGCCCGAAACCGUCACAACCGCGCCUAAGAAGAUCGAGAAGCCGAUACUAGUUGAGAACCCGCGGGACGGCGGGAGUACUCCGGCCCCUGCCGCCGCGAAGCAAGAAACGCCCAGCCCGUCCAAGUCGGAAGACUCUGAAGCCCCCAAGAUCGGAAUCACGACGCCGACGAAGAACUCAAAGCGCAAGUCGACGCUAAGCCAGACGAGCGCGUACAGCCAGGAGACGGCCGCCGACUCGAUCGUGCCGGUGAUCGGCCAUGCGAACGGUGAGAACUGCCAGAUCUGCAAGACGGCAGUCGGCGGUGUGUGCCAGUGGAGUGACUGGGGGUGGGAGCACGGGAAGUGGGAGCUCGAGUUCUUUAACGAAGAGUAG
Messenger RNA from Trichosporon asahii var. asahii CBS 2479, 1656 nucleotides. RefSeq lists its product as uncharacterized. Bases 1 to 1656 code for a protein of 551 amino acids. The record is from RefSeq and is a predicted model, not a curated record. Lineage: Eukaryota; Fungi; Basidiomycota; Tremellomycetes; Trichosporonales; Trichosporonaceae. The transcript has a single exon.